This is a messenger RNA of Tachyglossus aculeatus (Australian echidna), 1479 nucleotides long. It is a transcript of the gene C11H16orf46, whose product is annotated as chromosome 11 C16orf46 homolog. The coding region runs from base 112 to 1332 and encodes 406 amino acids. The record is from RefSeq and is a predicted model, not a curated record. NCBI's taxonomy places the organism in Eukaryota, Metazoa, Chordata, Mammalia, Monotremata, Tachyglossidae. The transcript has 3 exons.
CUCCUCCGGUUACCAAGGCAACGAGCGCGGCCCGGCGGCCGUCCGAGGCGGGGCUCCGCCGGGACCAGUUGCAGACCGGAGGAGUGAAAGCUGUAAGCCACCAUAACCAUAAUGCAUUUCUGUCAGAAAAAUGAAUUGGAAGUAGAAAAAAGCAGUGAAACUCAAAGAAAAGAAGAAUUCCAAACGAUAUGUACCUAUCCAAAUGAAAAGAGAGAAAAGCAUCAUGUUUGUACUCUGCUGAACAUCAGCGACCUGUCCCUCGAACAAGAACGAUCCAUGGAUUAUAUUAUUGGCGCUGGCUGGGACGAAGCAGUACGAGGCUGGGGUAAGGCCUCUCCGACUGCCUGCCUCUGGCCCCGAAGGAAAUCCAGAAAAGCCAAAGCAGGAGAAAGCGACAGCCAGUGUUUACUGUGCGUAAAUAUGGUGCAUCCCCCCGGUUCGCAUCUCGUCCCCGACCCGCCCAAACCCAACUUAAAAGCAAGGAGCGGGGUCACCCGGGAUACAGUGCCCGAAAAGGAACGUGCUCCGUUGCCCAACCAAGAGCCACCCGCCCGCUCCGAGACAGCCACGGGGGAAGCAUCCGCCGGCAAGAUCGUCUCUUCCCCCCAAAGCCUUGGGGAAAAAAAAAGCCUGCAAAUAAAAGAGUACAUUUGGCACCCAGAAAAGCCGAAGGCCCCCGAAAGCACUAAGCAUAGAGAGCCGAGGAGCCACGAGCCGACCGUCUCUAACCCUAAGCCAGAUCCGGGUCUCUCGGACGCUUCCAAACCCGGCCUGGUGCUGCCCCCGCUGAGAGCCGGUCCCCAGAGCAGCCUCGACUCCUCGAUCAAGAAGAAGAUGGGGACGUUAACCGUCUCUGAGGAGAAAACGCCCGGCCCCGAAAACGCCUGGAGUUACGGUUCGAAAGCAGCCGAACCGAAAGGGGGAAAGGGGACUCUCGACCAUUUAAGCGGCGUCCCGGGCCAACGGGUGAAACUGAGCGAAGCGAGCCCGAGGACUUCUUUCUCUUGCGAGCCCACGCCUCCGGGCUGUUGGCCCUGGCCCCUCCUGCCCUACAAGCAUUCGACCUCCGUCCCCAACGUGGCCAAUGCCGGGAAGAUCGACUACCUGACCACCUGGCAGUUUCCUCCCAAACGCCGACUGCAGGGCCUCCGGCCGCAGAUCCGCCGGGAGGAGCCCAGAGCGGCCAGCGGCGGCAAAGAGCAGAGUCUCAGUGAGGCCCAGAGAGACAGCGGGUCUCAGGCAGCAGAGGCCCGGCUCCUGGCGGGACAACUCUUUCCUUCCUUGACAGUGAGCAGGGUUAUCAUCCCCGUCUUGCCUCACAGACUUCUCUGACGUUUUAAUGAGACGAUAUCCGGGCAAUAACCCGCUCUGGGCGAUUCUCUGUUUUUAGGGUACGAGGUGGAAAUGGCAGCUGUUUGUGAUCGUUUGGGUUUUUUUUUUACGGUUCGGGGCUCUGAAAAUAUAGGCAUUUAACUUCUU